AUGACAAGUCGCGCCGCUCUAGCGGUCCCAGCAUACGCCACGGCUGUCGGCGUCGCGUGCGUUUCUCUCAUUAAAAAUAGUACUAAAGCCGCUUAUAUUGGCACGAAUAAAGCGUGCGUAUACGAGGCGUCGCGAAAGCAGACCGGUAGUAUAGCGGCGGUUAGACUCGUCCGCGAGGAACGGAGAGAAUCAAAGCGAUUGAUUGCGGCGGCAGCAGCCGACGGAGCCGCAGCUUCUGCGGAUGUGACUGAAGCGGAUGUGAGUGAAGCGGAUGCUGCAGCGGUGGAGGCGGCGGCGUGGGAGAUUCUGGACGACUUCAACCGACGCGACGUGCGCGGCGAGCCGCAGGUGUCCCUGGCAACCCCAGGGGGCGUUGCCGCCCUCAAGGCCUCUCUGCUGCUAGCUGCCGAAGCCGCACUACGGGACGAAUCCGCCCGCCCGCUGCUCGGCAUCUGCUGCGGCAGUGUGGAGGAGGGCUUUGCUGCCCUCCGCCAGUACCUGCUCGCCCUUGGCUGUGCUGACCCUGCUCUUAUGGAUCAACCUGGGGGGCUGCUGGUUUCAUGGCAGGCAAAGCACGGCAAGGAGGUGGUGGGGCCAGCUUACAUCAAGUUUAAUAGUAACUCUAAGACGUGCCAAGUGUCGCCAUACCAGACAGGGACGUUCCGAGGAGUGAUUGUUCAGCUCGGUCGCAGGCAAGUGGGCCACCUCCCACUCUCCCUCUUCCCGUAG
This is a messenger RNA of Closterium sp. Yama58-4, 729 nucleotides long. Lineage: Eukaryota; Viridiplantae; Streptophyta; Zygnematophyceae; Desmidiales; Closteriaceae. The record is from the annotation of a GenBank genome assembly.